This is a messenger RNA of Mya arenaria, 1006 nucleotides long. RefSeq lists its product as uncharacterized. The transcript is spliced from 4 exons. The record is from RefSeq and is a predicted model, not a curated record. NCBI's taxonomy places the organism in Eukaryota, Metazoa, Mollusca, Bivalvia, Myida, Myidae. Bases 383 to 1006 code for a protein of 207 amino acids.
CGUAGAUCGGAGUUUCAAUGUUUACGCAUAUGCAAACGGCUGUGGAGAACUGUACUUUAUUUCGGAGGGACCCUACUUUGCCGGAGACAAUGUGAGGCUUGGAUAUUUCCCGUCACCAAGGGUUGCAAAAGAUGAAAUUGCCAGCAAGUAUUCUUUUAAACUCAUCAAUGGCAGUAAUGAUAACCUAACGUACAUUGAACAAGCAAAAGGUGUUUUAGAGCUUGAUCAGGAAGGCCAGGAGUUUAUCUUUACUUUGUUCAACGUAAAGAAACAUGUCAGUGAACAAUAUUGGAUUGAGUGUCUGCAUGGAAUUUACGGAAAGUACUCUAAUAGUGUCAAUGUGUCGAUUAAAAGUAAGCCGAUAAUUGGCCCUUUAUCCAGAAUGUCUACAUGCAGAGAGUGUAUCGUUUUUACGACAGAUCAAACACUUGCAAAAGUAUACUGCGAAACGGAUGAAACUGAUGACGAGUAUAGCGCCACCAAUGUUAAGUUUGAAAUAGGACUAAAUCAGUAUGAUUCAAUCAAAUUAUCACGAAAUCGAUUUGGAUUGACUUCAUAUGACAAACCUGCAGAUGCGUUCCAUCAACUUAAUGCUGUUUGUACAGUCUUUGGAAAACACCGGAACAUGUCAGUGAAAGCUUCAAUAUAUGUAGUCGGCAACCCAAAUGGCCCACCGCAUCUAUCGGCUGACGAAGUAUUAUUCGAGGGAGAAACUGUCAAUAUAACUUGCACUUCAUCGAGCGCAAGGCCGCCACCAUUACUGAGAUUUCUUGUCGAAGCUACUGCAAUUGAUACCGAUACCAAAGUAUCAACAACGCUUGACUGUUCAACUGGAUUAUUCACAUCUGUAUCCAGGCUCCAUUCGUUUCAGAGAGAGUGGGGAAACAAGAACAUGUCUUGUCAACAGCAUCCGGAAGAGAAAGGAUUAUAUCCUGAGACAGUGUCAAAUAGUGUAUACAUUGUUUACAAAUGUAAGUGUGAAAAUGAUUUAAUAUAUCCAUUAUAA